Molecule: messenger RNA, 386 nt
Organism: Cetraspora pellucida
Lineage: Eukaryota; Fungi; Glomeromycota; Glomeromycetes; Diversisporales; Gigasporaceae
Source: the annotation of a GenBank genome assembly
AUGAAUAGUAAUAAAUCAUGUUCUUUGUGCAAGUGCACUUUAUUACAUCCAGAGGCAUUUAUUUUUGAAAACAAGUCUUACAAGACAUGUGCCAAUUGCUUAACUAAGAGAUUCAACAAGAAAGCAGAGAAACGAUUUCUUCCAUCGGAUAAUGACUCUGAAAGCACUAAUAUCAGAACAGAAAGUCAAUCAGAAAACAAUACAGACAAAAUUGCCUUUAUUAAUAUUAUAGAAUAUAUUUCUAAUCAAAAUUCUAACCUUGAAGAAGACUCAGGCAUUUCUUUUAACUUGCACAUUAAAAUUGAUGAUAAUAUACUAGCAAAUGCACAACAUGAUACAAAACUUUUGGUAAAGUUAAUAGUAGACGAGAUUGAGGAAGGUAACAG